AAACAUUUUCUAUAUCUACACACACAACAUAUAUAACAACCCCUAUGUAAAAACAAUACAUACAACCCAUACAUUCAUUUCUACUCCCCAAAACUUUACGGCGGUGAUGCUCGGAGCACUUUGUAUUCGUCCCAAGCCGUGGCUCUUCUCCUUCUUAUCUCUCACUUCAUCUACACAACACCGCCUUAUUCAAAGUCCACUCAAGCUAUUCACUACCAAUACCGAGAAUUGUCGGCGCCACAAUCACUCAACUGCUUGUCGAAUCGGAUGUUAUCGCGGAGGCGGCGCUGCUUCGAUAUGGCACGCUAUUCUCCCUGCGGGAGGGAAUUAUAUUCGGCCGCCUGCUUUUCAUGAACAGAAAGGCGAAGGAUCGUGGAAUGUUGCCUGGGAUGAUAGGCCUGCCCGGUGGCUCCACAGGCCUGAUUCGGCUUGGUUGCUUUUCGGAGUUUGCGGUUGUAUUGGUGGAGCUCGUGAGGCGGUUGAUUCGACUAGUGAUGCGAAUAAUUUGAGUUUAUGUUUGAAUUUGGAUGCGGAGGAGGAGAAAUCUGAGGAUUCCGUUGUUUGUAGUGAGGAGAAGGUUAAUUACAGAGUCACAGGGGUGCCAGCAGAUGGGCGAUGCCUGUUUAGAGCAAUAGCUCAUGUGACUUGCUUGAGAAAUGGAGAGGAAGCUCCUGAUGAGAAUCGUCAGAGAGAUCUUGCUGAUGAUUUACGAGCUGAAGUGGUUGCUGAGCUUUUAAGGAGGCGUAAAGAAACAGAGUGGUUCAUUGAAGGGGAUUUUGAUACCUAUGUGGAGAGGAUUCAACGGCCCUAUGUUUGGGGUGGAGAGCCAGAGCUUCUGAUGGCCUCUCAUGUACUCAAGACAAAAAUUUCUGUUUUCAUGUUAGAUAGGAGUUCAGACAGUUUGAUCAAUAUAGCAAACUAUGGAGAGGAGUAUCAGAAGUCCGAUGAGAUUCCUAUCAAAUUGCUAUUCCAUGGUUACGGUCACUAUGAUAUAGUGGAGGUUCCAAAUAACAACUAGAAGAACCAGGAGCUUAGCAGUGAAGUGUGCCAUAUAAACCCUGGGAUCAAAAUCACACCUGGGGAUUUUUUUGUUUUUUGGUUCAUGUGAUAUUUACAGCCAGCUAUUUGCUGAGAUUACACAAGCUUUACAUACCGGUGCCAUUUUUGUAGAUUCCGUUGUUGAUGUUCUGUCCUCAUUAUUUGGCAGAGUUCGAGUUAUAAAUCAGCUAAUAAAUUGCUUGUAGUGGUUUUUGGAUUUGAAUCUACACACAAUGAACCAUCCAGUAAUUUAUCACAACAUUUCAAAUUGUA
This is a messenger RNA of Daucus carota subsp. sativus, 1311 nucleotides long. RefSeq lists its product as uncharacterized. Gene Ontology annotation, molecular function: cysteine-type deubiquitinase activity. The record is from RefSeq and is a predicted model, not a curated record. Gene Ontology annotation, biological process: protein deubiquitination; endoplasmic reticulum unfolded protein response. The transcript is spliced from 5 exons. Gene Ontology annotation, cellular component: nucleus; cytosol. Lineage: Eukaryota; Viridiplantae; Streptophyta; Magnoliopsida; Apiales; Apiaceae. The coding region runs from base 107 to 1018 and encodes 303 amino acids.